CCCUCGAAAAUAAUUAACAACACAUCAAUUACAACAAAUAAACAACUAUAUUUAGAAAUCCAAAAGGAAGCAUUUCUAUCAUUCAACACCACAUGAUCAGGACGUUAUUUAUGAUAUCAACCACUUCCCUGUGUGAGAAAUAACCUAGCGCUUUAUGACCCAUCGACAAAAAGCACAGUGUCAUCAGCGUAUUACAGAAGACAUAGUUGUCCUUAUUCAUUGGAAAAGACUGUCGCUAAGCUAGGGACAAUGAAAUCUGUACGUUUCUGGUUUUCAACGAUAGUGAAAGCAAUCCUUAUUCCAUUUUCAACCAGUGGUGCAAAUUCGGCACAAUAUGGCGAAAUUGAUGUGAAUGGAGAAAUAGCACCUACAUUGACCUUUGCUCAUCUGGUUUCAUGCCUUUGCGUUGUCCUUGGUAUAUAUUCAGGGAAGCAGACGACCAAUGCUACUGCACAUGUAAUCGUCUGGGUUUUGGUCAUGGGACUUGUCUGCUUUGGAGUGCUAGCGUUAUUUGUUUUGAUGCUCUCCAACUCCAAGAUAAAAAUUCGACACACCGAGGUCGUACCCAAAGACUAUUCUUUGAACUUAAGAGUAAUAUUUCUUUGGGUGUUUGGCCUCGGUGUCAUUUUGCAUAGCUCUGUGAACAUUGCAAUAGACAUAGAAUGUAUUAGCAUGUUUUCGCACGAUGUUUUCAUGUAUUUAGGAGUCUUAAGUGCCGUUGUGUUUAUUUUAUUUAUAAUUUUACAAAUGGGAAUCAUAACAUAUCUAAGAAAUUAUCAUUUCAAGAAAUCAGUCAAAAUUAAUUUUGCAGUGGUGUUUAUUUCGCUUGCGAAUUUUGCAGUGUGGUUCAAUUCUGUGGUGAGCAGCAUAAACAACACUUACAACACUAAUCCGAAUGCAACAACUAAUUUGAAUAUUUUUAAAAACGAGACAGCUUGUUUUUUUGGGUCUAGUAUUCAUAAAAAAUUGGCACAAAAAAUCAUUCCAUUUUUGUUGCCAGCGCGAAUGGAAUUUUUGAUCUUGGCGUCAAGUUUUAUGAUUUCAUUUUGGCAUUCUUCAUCACAGGAACAGACUUGUGAAAUUCAAAUUCCCCUCGAAGAGUCAAGAAAUGAAGAGUCUGAAGAACAAUUACCUUUGUUACAUAUGCCCCAAAGAUCGGAAAAUCGAGCUAGUCAUGUGUUUGCCAUCAUGGUAGCCAUCUUUCUAAAUUUGCCAACGUUUCUGACAUGGCUUCUUCUCGCCUUCGUAUACGUAGACAACAAUGGAAAACUAAACAAUGCAUAUGAAAUCUGCCAUUGUCUCAACUCAAUCGCCACUAUAAUUGUUGUGUACAUAGCCUUUGACCACUUAUCAAAUAAUUAUUCCAUCUAUGAGCAUCAGAAUUCUCUUACAACCAGCGAGUCAAUUUUGGUCUUUAGUUCCGCAGGUGUAGUAGCAUACAACACCUAUGGACUACUGUUUGCUGUGCAAUCAAGAGUUGAAGACAAUAUGUCUCUUCUUUUCCGAAGCAUUGUUGCAAUAUUAGAGACCUUCUUACAGACAUCUCUGUUGAUACAGUGUCAGCGAUACGUGUUGUCAGAACGAAGAUCCAAGCUUCUCUCCUCCUUUGCAUUAGUUUUGACAAUAACAAACUUAAUCAAUUGGUUCCUUUACUCUAUAUAUCAAAAUGUACCGACGGAGGGACGGGAAAAAAUUGUUGGCAAUAAACGAAAUUGGGCAUAUGUUAACAACAUUCUUGUUCCAUUGCUCAUCUUCUACAGGUUUACCUCGGCUAUGAAUUCAUAUGCCCUCUAUCAUCAGAUAAAACCAUGAUUUUAACAUUACUUGAUGAAGUUAUAAUGUGCUCAUGUUUUCAUGUAAAUGAUUUGAAAAUAAAUAUCAAAUUGCAUAUUCAUA
This is a messenger RNA of Ostrea edulis (European flat oyster), 1896 nucleotides long. RefSeq lists its product as uncharacterized. The record is from RefSeq and is a predicted model, not a curated record. Lineage: Eukaryota; Metazoa; Mollusca; Bivalvia; Ostreida; Ostreidae. Bases 250 to 1812 code for a protein of 520 amino acids. The transcript is spliced from 3 exons. Gene Ontology annotation, molecular function: proton channel activity. Gene Ontology annotation, cellular component: membrane. Gene Ontology annotation, biological process: proton transmembrane transport.